This is a messenger RNA of Dermatophagoides pteronyssinus (European house dust mite), 2248 nucleotides long. RefSeq lists its product as uncharacterized. Lineage: Eukaryota; Metazoa; Arthropoda; Arachnida; Sarcoptiformes; Pyroglyphidae. Gene Ontology annotation, molecular function: phosphatase activity. The record is from RefSeq and is a predicted model, not a curated record. Gene Ontology annotation, biological process: phosphatidylinositol dephosphorylation.
AUCCGCAACAAUUAUCAUCAACGACAUCAUCGUUGUUGUUGCAUAAUAAUCAACAACAACAACAAAAACAACAACAACAACAAAGACAAGUAUUACCACCGGUUACAUAUGAACAAAUACAAAAAAAUCGUUUUAUACAUGGUUCAAAUAUAUUUGGUGAAUCAUUUUUUAGCCAAAAUGAAUUGGAACGUUUUUUUCCAAAUCAUAAAAUACGUUUAUCAAUUAUAACAUGGAAUAUGGGUUCAAAACCACCAAAUGAUUAUAAUCAAUCAUUACAAGAAUUAUUACAUUUGAAACCAUAUCAACCAAUAAAAUAUGGACAAUUAAAUUUACCUGAAAUAUUUGUAAUUGGUUUACAAGAAACACCAAAUUCCGAAAUGAUUGUUAAUAGUUUAAAAGUUGGUAUACAAGCAGUAUUAGGACCAAAUUAUUGUCUAUUACGUUGGUCAUCGGUUGGUGUUUUACAUAGUUCAAUUUGGUUACGUAGAGAAUUAUUAUGGUCAUGUACAACGGUUAAUAUGAUACCAGUACAUAUGCGGCCAAUGGCUGCUAAUCGUAUACGUACAAAAGGUGCUAUUGCAUUAUCAUUUAGUUUAUUUGGUACAUCAUUUUUAUUUAUAAAUACACAUUUAACUGCACAUGAAAUUAAUCUCAGGUCACGUAUGAAUCAAUUGGAUAAAGUACAACAGAUUUUAAAUUUAAGAAAUCAAUCAAAAUCAAAAUCGGAAAUUAAUUUAGCAACAACAACAACAGGAACAACAAACUCAACAACAGCAACAACAAAUUCAAUCAACAACAACAACCGUAAUAAUAAUAAAAAAAAUCAUCAACAACAACAACAACAAAAUUCAUCAGAAUUUAUAUUCUGGUUUGGUGAUUUAAAUUUUCGUUUAGAAUUACCGAUUGAUAUUGUUAUGGAUGCAAUACGUCGUAUUACGAAUACAAAUAAUUCAGAAACAAAAGAUACAUAUCUACGUAAAAUGAUGCGUUCAGAUCAGCUAAGUAAUCUAAUGAAUAGAGGUAUUAUAUUUAAUGAAUUUAAUGAAGCACAAUGGCCACCACCAUUUUUACCAACAUAUAAAUGUCGUAUUAAUCAUCCAUUAAAUGAUUCAUUUGAUUCAAAUCCAAUUGAUCAUAAUAUGGAUGAUGAUAAUAUUGUAAAUAGUUAUAAUUAUGAAUCUGGUCGUGUACCAUCAUAUACUGAUCGUAUUUUAUAUCGUACAAAAUUAUCAUCAUCAUCAUCCGCAAAUCAAUUAAUUAAUGGAGAUGAUAAUGAUAAAAAUAAUGUUUUUAUAAAAUGUAUUUAUUAUAAUUCAAUAUCAAAUAUAAUUAGUUCGGAUCAUAAACCUGUUUAUGGUUUAUUUGAAGUAAAAUUAGAUGCCGGUUAUUAUCCAAUGUCAAAAUUACAACAAUCAUCAACAACAUCAGCAAUGAAACAUUUUACGCAAUUGAUUGAUGAAAUAUAUUUGGAAAAAGAAAAAUCAAAUAGUAAUGAACAACAGCGACAAAAACUACAAAAACAAUCAUCAUCAUCGGGUGAUUUAACAAAUAUAGAAUCAAUGAAUCAGCAACAGAAUCAAACAAAACAUCGACGAAAUCAUUUUCGUCGUCUUGUUGAUCGUCAUGUUUUUAAAAAAUCUAAAUCCAAAUUAUUGAAUGAUAAUAACAGCAGUAACAGUAACAGUAACGGUAAUGAAAAUGAUAAAAUUCUUGAUAAUCUUGAUAUAAUGGAUAUGAUUAUGAUGAAUCAAAAUGAAAAUGAAUCAACAUCGAUUGCAAAUCAUCGUCAAUGGUCAAAUCGUAUUGGCCAAUUGAAUGCAGGUGCUUAUGAACGAAAAAUCUAUAUGGAAGGUAUGCGUUUACGUAAUAAUCUAAUGCAAAGUUCAAGUAUGGAAGAAAUACGUUAUAAUACAACAAUUAUGAUGAAUAAUGCAGUGAAUACUAUACGUAUGAAACAACAAAAAAAUCAAAAAUUAUUAGAACAAAAUGGUAAUCAAAAUCAACAAAAUCAACAUCAACUAUUUAAAUCACAUUCAUUAGAAUCAAAUCAUUUUAUAAUAAUGAAUGAUAAAAAUGAACAACAACAACAACAACAACAACAACAACAAUCAGCAAAUUCAAAUUCCAAACAACAACAACAACAAAAAUCAUCAGGAAUAAGUAAAAAAGAAUUGAAAAAUCGUAAAAAAGAAAAUAUUAAUGAUCAUAAUAGUCGUAUCUGUUGUAUUAUGUAAUAAUUUCCGAAAAU